Messenger RNA from Ceraceosorus bombacis, 852 nucleotides. The record is from the annotation of a GenBank genome assembly. NCBI's taxonomy places the organism in Eukaryota, Fungi, Basidiomycota, Exobasidiomycetes, Ceraceosorales, Ceraceosoraceae.
AUGUCGGCGCCAAUCUCAGAGCCGUUUGACCUUUUGCGUCUCUCCUUGGCAGAGCGCGUGCUGAUCAAAUUGAGAGGAGAUCGUGAAUUGAGAGGAACGUUGCAUGCUUAUGAUGGACACAUGAAUCUGAUAGUCGGAGACGUGGAGGAGACGGCUUAUGUGGUCAACGUGGACGAGAGCGGAGAGCCGGGAGACAUCAGUGUGAGUUUGUAUGCUGUUAUGUAUGGGGGAAACUUGUGGGUGAAAGGGGUUUGGAUGAUUGGGAGUGACUGGAGCAGGACGUGGGGAACAGACAAUGGAUCGCGCAGGCACAGAAAGCCUACACCAAGGCUUUCAAAGGCCAGAGCAUGGCGAUGAAACACUUGCGACGCACACUCGUCGUCGAUCCUGUGCCGUCCAGGUUCAAGGGAAGGGCACUUCACUAGAUACACAGGCCCAUCGUGCUGACUUUCCUACAUCCCAUCCACGCUACGCAUACUCAACAGGUCAUCAAGAAGCAGAGUGAGAUGAUGUUCGUGCGAGGAGAUGGUGUGAUUCUGGUGAGCACCGUGCACGCGGUUGGGGCGCGGCUCGUUCGUUAGAAUCACAGACUGACACUCAGAACGAUGCCUCUCGACCUUUAUGUCACGCCCAUGCUGAUCAGGUAUCGCCUCCUGCAAGAUCAUGAGCAGGUCGACUCGACUAGGUGGCGCAUACGCAUUGAACGCCCCAACAAAAGGGCACCAAAGUCGGACGUCCACUCGAUCACGCAAGAUCAGCAUCUUCGUGCCACAGCAACUUCGCUGUGUCUCAUCUUUCAGGCCACGUCAGCCUGUCCAGGCUUUCGGACUGCAGUCCAGUCGCGAAGGUUAA